Messenger RNA from Vicugna pacos (alpaca), 1224 nucleotides. RefSeq names its product olfactory receptor 2AJ1-like. Gene Ontology annotation, molecular function: olfactory receptor activity; G protein-coupled receptor activity. Lineage: Eukaryota; Metazoa; Chordata; Mammalia; Artiodactyla; Camelidae. Gene Ontology annotation, cellular component: membrane. The record is from RefSeq and is a predicted model, not a curated record. Gene Ontology annotation, biological process: G protein-coupled receptor signaling pathway.
AGGAGAAUUAAAGAUGAAGUAGAAAAAGUGCAUAUAGAAAAGUUUAGAAUAUUGAUGGGGAAAAAGUCUAGUAGAUGUCAUCUUUAUGCUCUGGUUAUUAAUUCUUCUCCUAUGAUUUCAACACUUUAUGAAAUGGAUAAAAUUCUGUUUUCAGUUCCCAGAAAAGGUUUCAUGUUAUGCUAUCAAUUGUUAAAUUUACCAUCCUGGUUUAAUUCAUUUGUCUUAUAUACAUGUGUGUUUUGAAAGCCCCCAUUAUCUUUCAGGUGAAACUGGUAAGGAGAGAAUAUGGAGACAGGAAAUGAGACAUUGAGCACAGACUUCAUUCUCCUGGGCCUUUUCCCUGGAAUGAGACACACUGGGCUCCUUGUUUCCACCGUCCUCCUCGUCUACACCAUUGCCAUCACAGGAAACACCACCCUGAUCUUCCUCAUCUGGGCAGAUCCCUGCCUUCAUACCUCCAUGUAUUUCCUGCUGAGCCAACUCUCCCUCAUUGACCUGGCCUUCAUCUCUAGCAUAGUCCCCAAAAUGGCGACCAAUUUCUUCUCAGGGAGGAGAAAGAUCUCCCCGACUGGCUGUGGGGCCCAGGUCUUCUUCACCUUGGCUCUGGGGAUAGCUGAGUGCCUCCUCUUGACAUUCAUGGCUUAUGAUCGCUAUGUGGCCAUCUGUCACCCUCUCAAAUACUCGAUCAUUAUCAGCCGCCAGGUCACCCAGCUGAUGGCCAUGGGGUCCUGGGUGGGCGGGGCUCUGGCAUCCUUGGUCCAUACAUCCUAUGCUCUGCACUUUCCCCUCUGUGGCCCCCGAGAACUCCACCACUUCUUUUGUGAGGUCAAAGCCAUCCUGAAGCUGUCCUGUGAGGAUACCUCUGCCUAUGAGAAAGGGGUAGUAAUGACCAGCACUGUUGUGGUUCUACUCCCCAUAGGCCUCAUUCUGACCUCCUACACCCUCAUCUUCCUCCAGGUCCUGCAAAUGAACUCCCCCGAGGGCAGGAACAAGGCCUUGGCUACCUGCUCCUCCCAUCUUACUGUGGUCACCUUUUACUAUGGCCCAGCCAUGCUGAUAUACAUGAGGCCUGGGUCUUCCCAUACCCCGAUUUUGAACCAGGCUCUCUUUAUGUUUGACACCAUCCUCACUCCCAUGCUGAACCCUCUCAUCUAUAGCCUGAGGAACAGGGAAGUGGUGGGCUCGAUGAGGAAGGUGCUGGGGAGGUACCUCAUCUCAAAGUAG